This is a messenger RNA of Cylicocyclus nassatus, 2473 nucleotides long. Lineage: Eukaryota; Metazoa; Nematoda; Chromadorea; Rhabditida; Strongylidae. The record is from the annotation of a GenBank genome assembly.
AUGCAACUUUCUUUUGAGUCUAUUGAGAAUAAAAUGAAUAAGCAGUCACUUGGAAGAGCUCCACGCAAGAGCAUCACUCCGUUCAGUGAAUUUGAUAUAGAAAAUCAAUUCAUCAAAUGGAAAGCACUUCAUCCAACUGUAGAAUAUGACAUUAGCGUUAAUCCGAAAGGCUCAGUUUACUGGUACUGGUCAUGCAUUGUCUCAUCGGCUUGCUUCUAUAAUCUCAUAUUUAUAACUAUGCUUGUUUUCGAAGACAUUCGGAAUGGAUUCUAUUCUCAUUGGAUUACGGGAAAUAUAAUCUGUGAUGUUAUUUAUAUUAUCGAUAUGUGGUUUCAAUCACGACUCAUGUUCUAUGAACAUGGAUGUAAAGUUACAGAAAUGGCUGAAACCCGAAGUCAUUAUUUAUCCAGCAGUCGCUUCAUGAUAGAUGUUCUUUCACUUCUGCCUACUGACCUCUUUUUAUAUAUUCAGUACGAUGCUUCUGUUUUGAGGUUGAAUCGCUUAUUGAAAUGUUAUCGCUUACUUGAAAAUUUUGAUCUAGCUCAAGGGAGGCUGACGCAGGCAUUUAUUUCUUUGAUGAAAAUAAUUAUCAGUUGUGCCUUGAUUUUUCAUUGGAAUGCUUGUGCUUUCUACAUCAUAAGCACUAUCAGUGAUACGACAUCGUGGGACGAAGUGAAUGCUACAUUUGACGAUGACGAUGGAUGGCCAUGGCCUUACAUGCCGGAAAAAAUUACUGAUGUCCACUUUGCUGAUUGUUCACAUUUCGAGCAAACUUGUGAUUAUCGGAAAGCUUACCUUGAUGAAGAACGAGAGGCGCACCUCAUGGAUUUGUACCAUUACUGGGAAAACAGAACCAUCAAAAUCAGUUUUUCAACAUUCACGAAGGCUUAUACAGUGUCUAUGUAUUGGUCGGCAUUGACGAUGACCACGCUGGGAGAACAGCCAUCACCCAAUGAAACGAUACAGUCCGUGUUCGAAAUCUUGGAUACUAUAAUUGGUAUGGUUAUAUUUGCCGGCAUCAUGGGAAGCGUUGGUGAUCUAGUAGAAAAGGCAAACAGAGUGAAAGCAGAAUGGCAGCAGAGAAUGGACGGUCUGAAACAAUUUAUGACCUACAGAAAUCUGCAUGCUGCCUUCCAACGCCGUGUGCUGAAAUAUUGCGAGUACGAAAUGGCAAAACAAGAGAAAAUGACGGAAGAAGAAAUGCGAGAAACGUUGCCGCCAAAGUUAUACACCCAAGUGAAUAAAUACAUGCAAUGGACGACCUUGACGACUUCUCCGCUAUUUGAGAGCUGUGAGACGCCGUUUCUGAGAGAUUUGGCCGGUUAUCUGGAGCCGCGGGACUAUGGUCCGGGCGAUGUAGUCUGCGCCAGAGGGGAACUGAAUAAGGAGAUGCUAAUUGUUGCAUCUGGCUACCUUAGCGUUGUGGAUCCCAAGAAUUUCACCUUGAGAACAUAUCGAGAAGGCGAUGUCAUUGAGGACAGUUCCAUCGUGUGGUUUCCAAACAAUCGCUACAGAAAUCGGAGAAAAUACAAUGUGAUUUCGAUCGGAUACUCGCAGGUCUACAUUCUAUUUCGUGACGAUCUUCUUCGUAUAUGGCGAGACUAUCCCAAAUGCCGCGAGAACAUUCGUGUCAAAGCUGAAUAUCUACAGUCUCAGGCUGGGGACUUGAUUGAAGAAAACUGUUGUUUGGAUUGCGAAAUGUAUGAGGAGUCGACUCUAGAGGAGCGUUUGAUAGCAAUGCGAAGUGUAAUAAAUUUGCUAGAGGAGAGCGUAGAUGAGAACUAUGAGAAGUUCAAGAAAAAAUCAAGCAGAUUUCGCGACCCAUUCUCGAAAGGGGCGCACCCCCCUCCCUCCCUUUCUCCCUUCGGUACGAGUACGCUACUGCGUACUAGGAUGUACACUUUCUUGCUCGUAUUGGCGUUUGCGACUACAACAUAUUCUUUGACGUGCUACGAAGGAAUUCUGCAAGGUCUUGAAAACAACACAAGAGUCGAAGAAAAGCACUGCAGUCCGAUGUCAAACUACUGCGUUCAAAAGAUCGACAAAAAGAAGAAUCAGAUAAUACGAGAAUGUAGCUCAUUUGCCGACGAACACAACAUGGAAGAGAAAUGUCCGAUGACUGGAUGUCACUGGCAAUCGGCUCAUGAGACUUUCUGUUGCUGCCAAUUUGACGGCUGUAACGAAUGGAAAUCUGACGGUACCGAGUACAGAAAGGGUGAAACAAUUCCGCCAAAUUCUUUGGAGAAACCGAAACCAUCCAUUGAUGACCUGUACAACGUGAAGCCCACACCAGCUCCGAAACCUGCUUAUCCUUCAUUGGUCAACACGGCAAGUAGGAAGCCGAAAUUGAGUACUGGCGAAAUAAAUUUGGAUUGAUAGUAUUUGUGCUGAUGUUUCGUUUGUCUGUUUAUGUCAUAUUAGAAAAGAAUGCUUGUGAGCAAUGAUUUGUCAAGUAAACAUUUUUUAACAUAGA